CGUCUCUAUGCGGUUGCGCGAGCGCCACCGGGUUGCAGGAUUGCACGAGGGUGUCUGAUUUCCACCCUCUCCGGUACCGAUGUUGACAAAGAGCCGGGACAGACGGAUGGUUGCUUGAUCUACAGCCCUGGUCUGAGACUAUCGAGGACAAAAUCGGCACCGUAAAAGCGAAUAACGAACGGCACGGUGUGGCAGACUCGGACUCGAAUCGGGCUGUAGCCCUACCUGAUUAGGACAGUUUCAGUUAGGACAAUUCAACCGGAUCCGCGACGGAGAUCGGGAAUGAUCAGCGGCGACCUGAAAGCAUCGACUCACGGAGGCAUGCACGAGGCCGGGUGGGCUUCUUGAUGUUUUGAAUCGUUAUCGUGAUACAAGACAGAGAAGCGCGCUGGACCUCACCGGGGACUCCGCUUUCUCCCGACGCCUCGCGGGGCCCAAACCGUGCCUGAAGAGGGAGAGCAUGGGCCGGUGCGAUGGGAGGUGCACGCUCGUGGUCAUCUGCUGCCUGCAGCUGGUUGCUGCAUUACAGAGGCAGGUGUUUGACUUCCUGGGAUAUCAAUGGGCCCCCAUCCUUGCCAAUUUCCUUCAUAUCAUGGCUGUCAUUAUGGGAGUGUUUGGAACUGUGCAAAUUCGCUCCAGAUAUCUUAUAUUGUAUGCUGUGUGGCUUGUGGUCUGGGUUGGCUGGAACUCUUUCAUCAUCUGUUUUUAUCUGGAAGUUGGACACUUGUCACAGGAUAGGGAUUUCCUGAUGACAUUUAACACAUCACUUCACCGUUCCUGGUGGAUGGAGAAUGGGCCUGGUUGCUUAGUUACACCAGUGCCUGACUCGCCAUUGGCUCCUCAGGAUCAUCAUGUGAUCACUGUCAGCGGCUGCCUACUGGACUACCAGUACAUAGAGGUGGUCAGCUCAGCCUUGCAAGUGUUCCUUGCACUCUUUGGAUUUGUGUAUGCCUGCUAUGUUAGUAAAGUCUUCCUGGAUGAUGAGGAGAGCUUCGAUUUCAUUGGUGGAUUUGACACUUAUGGUUACCAACCUCCACAAAAGAGUUCUCACUUACAGCUACAGCCUCUCUAUACCACUGGAUAGAAAUCAAAGAAACCCCCACCUUCAGAGGGAAACAACUGCUUGUCUCUGAGAGAUGAAGUCCUCUGCAUUGUGGGAUACUUGCUACCAGCUUCAAUGUCUGUCUCCCAAACUCUGUCUCCCUCUACUGGAGAAAUGAUGAAGUGCAGCACCAGCCUGCAUGUGUGUGACUUAGUAAGAACAAGCUUAUAAACAGGACAAUACUUAAGCCCUUUUGAGACAAGCAUUAUUAAAUAAGAUUUGAAGAUGGCAACAGAUCAUCUGUGUUAAAGUGUGUGCACAAAGGCCUUUGUAUAUGUUUGUGUAUUCACAAGAAGGCCAACCUUUGACCCAGGUAAUCUUUGGACACAUCCCAGAGCUGCUUGCUCAGCUCUUGAGUGUGUGUGUGUGUGCGCGUGUGUGUGUUUGCGUGCGUGGGAGCGUGUAAGAGAGAUUGCUUAUAUUCUGAUGUAAGACACUAAAAUGUAAUGUGUUAGAUGAAUGUGUUAGGUUGGGUAGAUGUGUAUUUGGGGAAUGCAGUAGGACUUUGUGCAUGUUAAAAUCAUGGUAGAGGAGGAGUUGUGCCUCUAGGUGGCUCUUAAUAUGUCUGUGUGCAUGAGCACUGCGUGUCUCUGAAUGUGUUCAUGUUCACAGACAAGUUUUGAUGUAUUUAUGCACCCAACGCAUAAUGUGACUAGCCAUAAAUGUUUAUUUGAAGACCACUUCAUAACGAAUGUAUGUUCGUGCAAAAUACUUGUUUUUUCAGAAGGGAUGUUUUUGUGUGAGUGAGAAAGAGAGAAAUGAGGGACACAACUGUUGUAGAUGGGAUGGGUGGGACAGUUGUUCAGCAUAAUAAACUCUUUCUAGAUUA
Messenger RNA from Paramisgurnus dabryanus, 1931 nucleotides. It is a transcript of the gene nkain1, whose product is annotated as sodium/potassium transporting ATPase interacting 1. The record is from RefSeq and is a predicted model, not a curated record. Lineage: Eukaryota; Metazoa; Chordata; Actinopteri; Cypriniformes; Cobitidae. Gene Ontology annotation, biological process: regulation of sodium ion transport.